UGAACAUCCGCGGUAAAGGGAGGUCCCUGCAGAUUUUACGAGUUUCAGAAAUCGGAAAUGAUAAGCUAACGACAAGGAUCGAUCUUUACUCCGAAAUCACGAUUUUUAAAGACCAUAGAUCACGAUUUUCGCCAUUCACGUAUCACGGAUUUCAAUAUGUACUUUUACGCUUCACGAUAAAAAAAAAGGCCGUUCACGGAUACGGAUAACCGUUACCGCCCUUGUGAGAAUGGGAGGCGUAGAUGGUUUCUCCCUCCUUUUGGUAGAAUCAAGCUCUUUUCCUAAACAAAGCUUUUUUAAAAACCUCCUUGUCUAGAAAAAAAAGUUGGGUUACUUUGACAACCAAAUCUACGUUGUCUAAAGAUAAAAAAUGUAAUUGACAAUGCUGUCAUCAUAGAGCUUUUAAAACGACAUAAAAUUUAUUUCAUUCUUUCGAGUUACACGCCUUGUUUUGACUACCUUAUUAUCUGUUCAUCAUGUAAAUCAAUACAUUGGUUCGUUUUCUAAAUAAUCAAAUAUGCCAAAGAAAAUACAAACAAUAGUCGAGCAUUUUUAUUUUGCCUAAACUUUCUGACGUUGUAAAGGAAAGAGCGAGAACACAACUACAAAAACAGCUUCUCAAAACGGCUUGAAUCGCAAACUGGGCUUAACAAAUAACAAAUAAAUAAAAUUGAAAAUAAUAUAGAGAUGACACAUGUACCUUGAUUGAAUAAAUACACAGACAAGUUGCCCGCCUAAUUGGAAAGAUGAUGCGCAAAAUACGGAUCAUCACCUGAGCUUUAUCCGUUUGUCCUAAUGGGCGUUAUUCUUUAGCGCGCUUGUUGUGUAACAUGUAUAAGUUUUUACACUUUGCUAGGUGGCGAAAAAACAUAACUGAAAAACUCCUUUUCCGCUGUAGGCUACCAAAAACCAUGACUGAAAGAGCAGUUAAGAAGGCACGGCUCCUAACAUACACAUUAGAAGGGAAAAUUUUGGAAUGUGUUUAUUUGGAAAAUGUUUGACGAGGCUAAGGAACUACGUCUUAUCGCUUCAUUGUUUGGGUAGGAAUACCGAAGCCAGUCCUCUCUACGGUGCGUAAAUGUGAGACCAAUGACAAACAAUUCGUCGAAUCCAUCACACUUGUUCCCAAACUUCCCGCGGUUGCCAAAUGACGAAAUCGAGACGAUAGCAUCGAGUGUAUUUUAUAUCAUCCUUGCUUUGCUGAUCAUCGGGGGAAAUAGUUUGGUUAUUGCGGCAUAUCGUAGCAACCCACGACUACAGACGGUGACGAACAGCUUCCUAGUGGGGCUGGCAGUCAGCGAUCUUCUGGUGGGUCUGGUGUCUAUCCCCCUCUGGCUCUACUUCUCCAUCUGUCAGUACUACGGCCCAUGCACGCAGAACGUAGGCCUCAAGAUUUUCUACCCGACUGUAGACGUGUUCUGUGGUAGCGCGUCUGUGCUGCAGCUCACGGCGAUCAGCGUAGAGCGAUGCAUUGCCCUCACACAGCCAAUCAGGCACAGAACCCACUCGCCACGCUUUUACCACGCCAUGAUCGUGAUGGCGUGGCUGAUCGCCUUUAUCUUGGCAGGCCUUUAUCCAUUCCAGGUUGAGCGAUGGCAAAAGGCGUACACAGCGGUCCUUGCGAUCGUCUCUUAUGGUCUCCCCAUACUCAUCAUCAUCGUACUCUACGCCAUCAUCUACUCCACUUCCCGCAAGGAGUCCCGCAAGUGGGUUAAUCCCGAGGGAAUCCCGCGCAGGGUCACACACCAAGGGACCAAGAUAGCAGUCACGAUCGCUGUGAUCACGUGUCUGUUGGUGAUCGCCUGGCUGCCCUUUUUCGUGGUGAAUAUCAUAGCCACGUUUUGCUCGUACAAGGCUCUGCCGCCUUACCCCGCCCUACUACGGUUGGUCAGGUUCGUGAAGUGGAUGCAUUACAGCAACAGUUUCAUGAACCCUUGCGUGUACGCCUACCGCAAUAUAGAGAUGCGCCGGACAUUUCAACGGAUACUACCCCCCUUGCUCUCCUGCUGCUGCGCACCCUACCCCCCACAGUACUCCACCUCCCUCGGCCUGAUAAGGCGACAGUUCAACGUCAUUUCCGGCAACCCCGGUAACGUCAACCCCGGUUUCCAUGGCGACCAAGGUGAAGCCCAAGAGGGAAUUAACCGAGAGCAUGCUGGGAAGGGGGGUGUGGUGAUCCGGGCCGUCGUGUCACCACCGACUCGACUGAACCCCGUGCAGCUCUCAUUCGCGACUCAGCUAGACGUGUAGGAGUCGGGAGCGUGCGAUGGUUAAGUAUCGGGUGCGCGUCGCAACGUGAGGAGACAAAGACGCGCGUGAUAUUUUCAUCUACAGUUCACCUUCCCCACUACUUCCCACAACUCUUUGCGAAAAGAGCGUGAAACCGAGGUCAGUCGUCAAAAUGGUAAACAAGAUGGCAAAGUUUGUUUUCAUCCUCGGUUUCAACCGCUCGUCGCAAAAGUUGUGGAGAAGGUGAACCUUGAUGCAACGGAAAUCUUUUAAAAAGAAUAUUUGAAAUAAUCCCGAUUUCUAGAUUUUACGCUCCUUUUUUUGCAUUGUAGAGCUUUCUUUCGUAUUUGUACCGGCUUUGGAAAACUAUUUAAUAACAACAAUAAUAAAAGGUGGUUGAGAGCAUCCUAUAGACUAGAUGCUCUUACAAUUCAACAAAAAAUGUAUGUAAACAAAUGGAUGAGUUAUUAAAUGUGUUACAGACAAGAUUAAAAAUAAGAAAAUCCCAAACGACAGGAUUAAAAAUCGCCAUCAACAAAUUGAUUAAAGUUAAGCUGUACUUUAAAAACAUCAACAGAUUCAGUAUUUUUUAAUGACUCUGAAAGAACAUUCCAAAGUUUGGCGCGCAAAAAAGAGAAAGCUCGGUCACCAUAAUUUGAUCUGACUUUUUGAAGAAGAUCGAAGUGCACGAGAAGGUAACUAUUUGACGAGGAGAUCUGCUAAAUAGUCUGGAGCACAGCCAUUUAGACAUUUAUAGAUCAUAAGAAGAAUUUUAAAAGUGAUUCCUAGUCUAACAGGGAGCAAAUGGAGUUUAAUCAGAGUUGGAUUUAUGUGGCCCGCAAAUGACUCCCCUGUUGAGGCCACAUAUGUAAUAACCUGCCACAUUUGUUAUAACGGCCACAUUUGUUAUAAGGUAGGCCACAUUCAUGAAAGAAACAUCGUACGACAACCAAACUUGAUAGAUGUCAUGUAGGUGUCAAGGGGAGUGCAACCAGAUGGUCAUGUGAUGUGACGUAAUCAAUGACGUCAACAAAAUACCCAUAUCCCAUGAUAGAAGCAAGUAUGACAACCAAACUUGAUAGGUGUCAUGUAGGUAUCAAGGGGGGUGCAACGAGAUGGUCACGUGAUACGUGACGUCAUCUAUGACAUCAUCAAUCAUGUAAUCAACUCAGGGCGUUUGGAAAAUCAUGGAUUAUAGCAAGUAAUUUUCCUCAUAUCCUCUCAAGUGAGAAACUCUUUGUUAACAAUAAUCUUAAAAUACCGCGAAUCCGUGUAAAGCUUCAUAUCUGCGCUUUUAUCAAAUAUGUGAUCCACGGAGUCAGAAAAAAAGCUAGUUAGAAGUAUACACUUUUUUUAUAAGAACGUCUUAUUUUCACUUGAGGCUGGGCCGUUCUUAUUUUUGGGACAUUUUACACCCAUUUUCAAAUGUUUGCGGAAUCUCGGGUCUCCAAUUCUGUCAUUCGACAAGCCUAGUACUUCGUGGGUGUCAUAACCAUUCUCAAAUUAGACACGUCUCUUUUAAGAGAUCUAUUGAAAUCGAUCUCUCAAUUCAAACAUCACACUACAUGAAGUUUAUUGCUAAACUCUUCUCUCGGCGUGAUCCUUGCGCUCAAAACAUGAAAUCUUUUAGCGAAGAUAUGCGCUGGAGAGUAAUUUUCCAUCAAUAUUUACCAGCCUCAUCUCAAGAUAUGCACUGGAGAGUAAUUUUCCAUCAAUAUUUACCAGCCUCAUCUCAAGAUAUGCACUGGAGAGUAAUUUUCCAUCAAUAUUUACCAGCCUCAUCUGUUGAAAACAUUGCAGAGCACUCUUUGUUGGAAAAUCAUUCGCAUACGUCCGAGAAAAUGCUACUCUGAACACGGGGACAGACUGUUAAAAACAAGCUAAAAUUGUAACCUUUUCUAUCGUAUUUGGUGAUAAUAAAGUCAGAGAAUCGACA
Messenger RNA from Nematostella vectensis (starlet sea anemone), 4165 nucleotides. RefSeq names its product octopamine receptor 1. Gene Ontology annotation, molecular function: neurotransmitter receptor activity; G protein-coupled serotonin receptor activity. Gene Ontology annotation, cellular component: dendrite; membrane. The record is from RefSeq and is a predicted model, not a curated record. Lineage: Eukaryota; Metazoa; Cnidaria; Anthozoa; Actiniaria; Edwardsiidae. Gene Ontology annotation, biological process: G protein-coupled receptor signaling pathway, coupled to cyclic nucleotide second messenger; chemical synaptic transmission. Bases 1090 to 2250 code for a protein of 386 amino acids. The transcript has 6 exons.